Molecule: messenger RNA, 582 nt
Organism: Didymodactylos carnosus
Lineage: Eukaryota; Metazoa; Rotifera; Eurotatoria; Philodinida; Philodinidae
Source: the annotation of a GenBank genome assembly
AUGAUGAAAAGUACCGCUGAGUUAGAAACAUUAAAAGAUCUAUUUUUAAAUCGUAAUGAUAAACCAAAAAUGGUAUUAAUGAGCUCAAAAGAUAUAAGAGUCAAGUUAAAUUUGAAAAACUACCAAUGUGGAGCCUAUGGUAUUUAUAAAGAUCAAUACAAUUUUGUUUUAAAUGAAGAGUUAAUUCAGUUUGGACAGCAGCCAAUACCUGCAUCAAAUGCAAAAUCAAAUACUAAACAAGAUUACCUUGAUGAAUGUGAAUAUUAUUUUCUUUCAUAUGGUUUACUGAUAGCCGCUAAGAUCAUUCAUGAGUUAGGACAUAUGGCGUUUAAAAUGUUAGGCUGGAGCCAUUUACAACAGACCCAGGGCAGCACACCGGCAGGAAAACUGCAGUGUGAAGCUGGUGAAGCUUUGGAAUUACAAAUUUUUGGAUGCAAAUUUUCACACACUUCACCAUCAGCACAAGUUGCCCGUGAAAUGGAAGUAAGAUUUGUUAAAGAAUUGAUAGGUUUAAAUCCAUAUUUGGCUAAUGGACAAUGGUUUAAAAUUGAUAAAACAUAUAUAUCAUUAGCGCAAAAUUGA